AUGCCCCUUUCUUCUUCCCUCUUUCUUUUUUCCCUUUCUUUCCUCUUCUUCCUUUCUUUUCCCUUUUCUUCUUUCUUUCCCCCUUUCUUCUUUUAUUUCCCCUUUCUACUUCUUUCUUUUCCCCUUUUCUUUCUUUCUUUUCUCCUUUCUACUUCUUUCUUUUCCCCUUUUCUUUCUUUCUUUUCUCCUUUCUUCUUCCUUCUUUCUUUCCCUCUUUAUUCUUUCUUUUCUUCUUCCUUCUUUCUUUUAUCCUAUUUUCUUUCUUGUCACUAUCUUUCUCUUUCAUUUUUUCUUCUUUUUAAUGCUUCCUUCUGUCUUGAAUUUCCUCAAAUUCAUUGUUUAUUUUUCCUUUAUUUCUUCCUUUCUUCUUCUCAUUUAGUGGUAUCCUCUUUAUUCUUUAUUUUUCUUGUCAAUGUCAUCUUUUUCCUUCAUUUUUCUUUUUUGUUUCUUCUUUCCUUCUGUCGUUCAUUUAAUCAGGCUUUCUAUUUAUUUUAUCCUUUAUUCACUCUUUCUUUCUUUCUUCCUUCCUUAUCACAUAAUUCUACCGUCUUUAUUUUUCAUUCUUCGUUUGUUUGUUCCUUCUUAAUGCCAUCUUCUUUCUCCUUCAUUUUUCAUUCCUUCCCUUGCUUCUUCAUUCCCUCUGUCUUAUUUUCUAUCUUAUCCCUAAUUGCUUGCUUCUUUAUUUAUUUAUUUAUUUAUUUAUUCGCAUGUCAUCUUCUUUCUUCAUUUUUCUUGGCUUCAUCUUUCCUUCUGUCGUUUGUUUUUCAGGCUUUCAAUCUAUCUAUUUUAUCCUUUAUUCCCUCUUUCUUUCUUACUUUCUCCUCACUUAAAUCUAUCGUCUUUAUUCUUCAUUUUUCGUUUUUUUAUUCAUUCUUCGUUUUAACCUAUUGCCAUUUUUAUUAUUUUAGUUAUCAUUUCCACUGUCGCAAAAGUCUUUAA
Messenger RNA from Acanthosepion pharaonis, 939 nucleotides. NCBI's taxonomy places the organism in Eukaryota, Metazoa, Mollusca, Cephalopoda, Sepiida, Sepiidae. The record is from the annotation of a GenBank genome assembly.